Molecule: messenger RNA, 354 nt
Organism: Rotaria socialis
Lineage: Eukaryota; Metazoa; Rotifera; Eurotatoria; Philodinida; Philodinidae
Source: the annotation of a GenBank genome assembly
AUGCCAAAUUUACGUCAAUUGACGGUUCAUAUGAAAGACGAGGCUUGCAUCGAUGGACACCAAUGGGAACAUAUUAUUCGCAAUUAUUUACCCAAGCUCAAGCGGUUUAAAUUCAACAUGGAAAUUAAAUCAAUUAGCAACAAGGAACAAGAAGUCGAUAGACUACUCGACUCAUUUCGAAAUCGAUUUUGGCUCGAGGAACACUGUUGGUUUGUUCGAUGCCAUUGGAAUCUAGACGGUAACGAGAUUAAGUUGUGUACUUUGCCGUAUGCUUUCGACUAUUUUUGUUCUGAUUUUCCUCUCAUAUCUAAAUCGACUCAUCCUCGUGGUGAAAAUUAUUCGUCGUAUGAUUGA